GUAAGAAAAAGCAGAGUCCCCACUCACCGAGUCACCAGCCCCAAAACAUCAUUUGCGGAGGACAUAAACACGGCGGCAAUGGAAGACAACCCGAGAGCCGAAGCCGAAAGAUUACUAGGAAUCGCCGAGAAGCUCCUACACAACCGAGAUCUUGUGGGUUCGAGAGACUUCGCAAUCUUGGCCCAGGAGACGGAGCCCCUUCUUGAGGGAUCAGAUCAGAUCUUGGCCGUUGUCGACGUUCUCCUCGCUGCGGAGAAACGUAUAAACAACCACCACGACUGGUAUUCCAUCCUCCAGAUUGACCGCAGAUCUGAAGAUCCAGAUCUCAUCAAGAAGCAGUACCGUAGGCUCGCUCUGCUUCUCCACCCGGACAAGAACAAGUUCCCUCUCGCCGAUCAGGCUUUCAAGCUCGUUGCCGACGCCUGGGCCGUCUUCAACGACAACUCCAGGAAGUCAACCUACGACAACGAGCUCGGCAUCUUCGCGAAGGUCGAUCUCAACCUGCAGCAACCGAAACUGCCGGUCCGCCGUAGCCAGCCGCCGAUUAAUAGGAAGGACCUCUACAGGAAUAGCAACAUUAGUUUCAGUAGCGGCGCGAACGAGAGCGUGGAGGAUCAACGGCUGAGAUUGUCGACCUUCUGGACGAUGUGCCCUUACUGUUACAACCUGUAUGAGUACCCUAGGGUUUACGAAGGGUGCUGCUUACGAUGUCAGAGUUGCCAUAGGGCGUUCGAAGCAGUGCUAAUCACGUCGUUACCACCGCUGGUGCCGGGCCAGGACGCCUACUAUUGUUGCUGGGGGGCCUUUCCGAUGGGCUUUGUGGGUGGGAAUUCGGACAGCGCAGGUAAGAGUACCGUUGCGGGUGGCGCGAGGUUUCCGAAUUGGACGCCAUCGACGAAAGAGAAUGUUAGGAAUGAUGGAACACCGUUAACAGCGGUGGGUGUUGGGAACUCGUUGGAACUGAGACCCGCCCCGAGAAAGAGAGGAAGGCCGCGGAAGAAUCCCGUGCAACCACGAUGAUCUAAUUAUUGAGACUAAUAUUUACGCGACGGGUUUUGCUAUUUGGUCACUGGAGAUUUGGGGGAGGAUUCAAACAUCUCCAAUGCAGAAAUAUUUUCCAAUGAAUGUGACGGGUUGGGUCCGGGGGAGAUGAUUUUAACGUUUUGUGAUGAGUAAGUGUGCCGGAAGAUGUGGGAAGAUGCGUGGCUGUGGCACUGACCGUGGUUUCUGCUGAUGAUCCAUUGGGUGGUUUAAAUCAUGGAUUUUUCACGCAGCUUUUCCUCUGCAAAUUGCUUACAGAGAGAGUUUGGAACGCUGCAGUCAUACACUACUUGUUUGUUUAUUUGUCCUCUCAACUAGCAUUCCAGUUUGUUCAUAGCUUAAUGGGAAAUCCGAGUUGCGGUUGGUUGGGUUUGCACGUUGUGCACAUAACAAGAUGCUGGACAGAACGAUUGGUGGUUUUACCUUCAGUUCUGGCUCUUCUGUUUGAUCAGAUGAAGAGUUUUGGUUUUAAUUGGUUUGUAAAGAGGACAUACUUUAAUUUAACUAGUUGCUGAAUUGGCUCUCUAUAGUCUAUACACCUCUGAUACAAAAUCCCCAGGUGGAAAGAAAGUAAAAAGUUGCAGAGAAUGGUUCAUAGUCAUCGAGAUUAAUUCAGAGACAUUCACAGACUGAUAUGGAUGUAUCUUACAAAGUUUUUCCACCCCGACAUCUCCCUGAUAAAGUGAGUCUAUUUUAAACAUCAAACAAUGCUGAAGCCACCGAUAAAAUGUCUCAAGGAUGGUCGUCCUUUUUUGUUUUUCAAAAUGAUUAUGGAAGUGUAGUUUUAAUGAUGAUGUAUUUUUUUUUUAAA
This is a messenger RNA of Carya illinoinensis, 1852 nucleotides long. RefSeq lists its product as uncharacterized. The coding region runs from base 79 to 1020 and encodes 313 amino acids. NCBI's taxonomy places the organism in Eukaryota, Viridiplantae, Streptophyta, Magnoliopsida, Fagales, Juglandaceae. The record is from RefSeq and is a predicted model, not a curated record. The transcript is spliced from 3 exons.